CCUAGCGGGACUAGUGGCUAGGUAAGCUACUGCGUACUAAGAAAGCUAUCACCGACUUCAAAUAUCCCUGGCUAAUCCUUUAGCCCUUUACAGCCCCUUGGAAAAGAACACAAUAACCUGUACACCUGAAAUAGACACACACAAGAAACAACGCCGCGUUUUUUCUCAGACAUAUUUUCCUGUCGUUUUUCGAUAGAAUUCCAACCUUCCCUUCGCAGAGGAUGAGGCUGCCGACCAGAAGGCAGUGUCCUAUGGAAGGAGAUGGGAAGAAGGAGCAGGCUCCUCCAUUUAGGAACCCUUUUGUGCACGAAUUGAGAUUCACCCCCCUGGAGAAGGCAAAGAUCGCCCUCAUGACAGUGACCCUGUUCCCUGUCCGUCUGUUCCUGGCUGCGUUCAUGAUGCUGCUAGCGUGGCCCUUCGCCUUUGUGGCAUCCAUGGGACGCUCCGAGACCGCCGUGGAGCCCCAGUGUCUGUGGAGGAGACUGGUGGAUGUAGCUCUGAAGACCAUCAUGCGGGUCAUGUGGUUUACCGGAGGCUUCCACUGGAUGUCCGUGAAGGGUCGCCAGGCGUUGCCGGCGGAGGCGCCCAUCCUCACCCUCGCCCCCCACUCCUCCUACUUCGACGCCAUUCCCGUCACCAUGUCCAUGGCGUCCAUCGUGAUGAAGGCUGAGAGCAAAGACAUCCCUCUGUGGGGCACGCUGAUUAAGUACAUCAGGCCCGUGUUCGUGUCGCGCUCCGACCAGAACUCCAGGAAGAAGACCGUGGAGGAGAUUAAGCGCAGGGCACACUCCGGGGGGGAGUGGCCUCAGAUCAUGAUUUUCCCAGAGGGAACAUGCACUAACAGAUCCUGCUUAAUCACAUUCAAGCCAGGAGCCUUCAUUCCUGCUGUGCCAGUGCAGCCUGUUGUGAUUCGCUACCCAAACCCAAUGGACAGCAUCACGUGGACUUGGCAGGGUCCUGGAGCGUUUAAAAUCCUGUGGCUAACGCUGUGCCAGUUGCACAACGAGUUUGAGAUUGAGUUUCUCCCCAUCUACACGCCUUCUGAGGAGGAGAAGAGGAACCCAGCUCUGUUUGCUAACAAUGUCCGACGGCUCAUGGCCAAGGCCCUGGCAGUGCCCAUCACGGACUACUCGUUUGAGGACUGCCAGCUGGCCAUGGCAGAGGGCCAGCUCAGGCUGCCCGUGGACACGUGCCUGCUGGAGUUCGCCAAGCUGGUCAGGAGAUUGGGGCUCAAGCCCCGGAACGUGGAGAAGGUCCUGCAGGAGUACGGGAACCGGGCCAGGAAGCUGGACGGAGAGAAGCUGGGGCUGGAGGGCUUCUCCCAGUACCUGGACGUCCCUGUGUCCGACAUGCUGAGGGACAUGUUCGCCCUCUUCGACGAGCAUGACGAUAACUCCAUGGACAUCAGAGAAUAUGUCAUCGCCUUAUCGGUCGUGUGCAGACCGGCAAGAACUCUGGAAACGAUGAAAUUGGCCUUCAAGAUGUUCGAGGCGGAGGAGGACGGGGCGCUGACAGAGUGUGAGCUGGCCUGCAUCCUGAGAACGGCCCUGGGCGUGGCUCACCUCCGCGUGACUCGCCUCUUCAGCGCCAUCGACGUCGACGACACGGGCAAACUCACCUUCGACAAGUUCCGGAGCUUUGUGGCGCUGCACCCGGACUUUGCCGAGGAGUAUCUGUACAGGGACAAUGCAAGCCUCCACAGCUGCGGCCACCACACCAAUCCAAGCCCCUCAGCCAAUGGGAUCUGCCCUGACUUCAGCCCCAGCGACCACACUAGCGCCAGCAAGCUGAAGAAACACAACUGAGCCAACAGGUUUUACCAAGAAGCCCCCUCUCCUGGAGAGAGCGUGGUGGUGGGGAAUGGUGUCAAGGGCCUGAGCUGUGGCUAGUCAGUACCACCAGUAUAAAGUGUACCCCCUAUUGUUUCUACAAGUAUUAGAAAAUGUUAUGCUGUUAAUUUUUUGCUUGGUGAUCGAAACAUUUAGUUACUUUUCUUUUUGUUUUUUGUUGUUUUGGAUUUUUUUUACAUUUUGUAAAAGUUCGAUUUUGUUCUUGGAAAGGAACAUUUCACAAAGCCAAAUGGGAGGCACUCCAGAUACAAUGCUUAAAUACUUGAAGGGUGAGCACUUACUUUCUUUCCUUGUCAUCCAGGGGGUUUAUCUUAGACUGGUCCUGAUGCUGCAUGUUUGUUUAAGAUAUAUACAAACGAGGGAAGCAACAACAACAAAAAGGCUGUAGUCAGUGAAGUAAACCUUUUUUUUUUUUUUGGUCAACUCAGUGAUUGUUUGUUUGUUUGUUUGUUAUCCUUCUUAUUCUUUCUAAUGGUAGUUGCCUUUUUUUAUGAAACAUGAGCAGCAGUGUUUGAGGAACUUAAGGGCCUUCAGAGCACCAGUGACAAUUUUCUGACCAAAAUCCUCGGCAAGGAUUCAAACUUCUCAGAUUUGAGGUGCGAUAGGACGAGAGACCACAAAGGAACUGGUUGAUUCAAUAUGAGCCUGUUAUAUAUAUAUAUAUAUAUAUAUAUAUAUAUUUCUUUAGCACAGGGUUCAGUAACAAAAAAUUUAACUUGUAAGAUGUCAUCACAUGACAAGUAUGGUUUUUCCUCCUAUUCCAAGCAUGUUAUCUUCCCGCUGGGCGUUCGAGCUCUCCUUAGAGCACAUCCUAUUCUCUUCACACAAUCCGUCUGCUCCCAAACUCUAUUUUUUCAGUCAGAUAUGCAGAGCUUAUUUUUCAAGAAAAAAAAAAGGAUGAACAAAAAAAAAAAAGUUAUACUGGUAUGGACCAAAAUAAAAUGUUCAAAGUGGCGGGUGAGUGUGAGGUUAAGUUCAGUUGGCGGUGUUGUCCUAAUGAACCAGUGGUGUAUGGCUUUAAAGGGAAGACAUUGUUUAUCAUACUGUGUACCUCAGGGUGCAUUGUUGUCAUUUUCAUGGUUUGGUGAUCACCGAGGUCCCAGACUUAGUUUCUCUCAACAACAGCUCCUUUCAGCUAACACAACCUUCCUCCUGCCUUACUGUACACUGCAUGUGAGACACCAGUAACCAGCCCACGUUCUCACCCUCACACGCUCCCUCCAAAUAAUACACACUUUGUCUCAACUGCUCAUGAGUGGAGAAGCCAAAAUAUUUGAAAUGAACAUCUCAGAAUUAAUUUUUUUUUUUUUUUUUUUUUUCAUCUUUUAGAUAUGUCGCCCUAAAGUAUUCGUUUUCUCUCUCCAUCGCGGUGCUGACUUUGAUGUCUUCCUCAAUUUUGUUGAAAUAAAGGACGGUGGAGCUAAGGAGGUAUCCUCUCAUGGAGGGAAACGAUCGCUCUCUAGAAGAGGCAUUUGUAAUAUCUGCUGCCUGCACCUUUUAAAAUGCACCUUCACAUCUAGUUUAAGCCCAAGGAUUCAUAUCGGUGGAGGGGGGGGGGGGGUUAUUUUAUGAUUGGCAUGAUAUUGCCAAUGUGCCCAUAACUUUACUGGGUAAGAUAUUCCUUAGUCAUAGAUUAUGGCCAUGACGUUUUGUAAUGCACAUAGCCACAUAAUUAUUGUCCUAACCUUGCGUAUACAUCUAUAGCAUGCCAUUUUAUGUUUGGUUUUAUGUAUGGAUGUGCAGCUAAUUGCAGUUAAUUACUGUACAUGUUUUUUAGAAUGUGCUAUAGCAUUGCCUAUUUUUUUCAAACAUGACCAGGUGUUGUAUGUAUUUUAACUCUUUGCCGACAAUAUUUUAAAUAACAAUUGUUACAAUUUGACAUGAUUCAAAAUAGUUUAGAGAUUUAGAACUGUUUUAAAGCUCACGUAGAGGAGCUCCGCUCCUGUGUGGUUGUGACGCACACAAAAUGUUGCUUAUUUCAAUCAUUGGUGGACAAUUUAAGAAAUGUAAUUCCAGCCUGUUGUCCCUCCCCUAACCUGAGGUAUCCACUCAUCCAUGCGCCAACCCUUUUCUUCUUCUGUGGUGGGUUGUGGGCCAAGUGGCCACCUGGGUCACAGGGGGUAGCACCAUGAGGGAAGAACCUCCUUCACACUCGCUCACCUUCAUAAAGCUUUGCCCGCCCACCCGGUGGCGCCCCGCCCACCCGGUGGCGCCCCGCCCACCCGGUGGCGCCCCGCCCACCCGGUGGCGCCCCGCCCACCCGGUGGCGCCCCGCCCACCCGGUGGCGCCCCGCCCACCCGGUGGCGCCCCGCCCACCCGGUGGCGCCCCGCCCACCCGGUGGCGCCCCGUGUGUGAAGGGGUGUGGACGAGGGCCCACCCCGGGGAGCAGUCUCCCAGUGAGAGGGGCGGGGCCUCUGUGAUCUCCCCUCGUGCUGGUGAGAUGUGAACAGACGGGUCACUGGAACGUCGUUGAUCUGACACACUGUCCUUGUUCCGCACAGUUUUUUAUGGCUUUGAAGGAACCCAAAGUAGAGAUAAAAGGGAAAAAUAGACAACAUUCCGUUUCUGCUGAAGGAACCCUGCCGUCUGAAGUGAACUAGUAUAUUUGUAACGCUUCUACAUGGAUCUGUGUAUCUACAAUUAGAAUAUCACAAAAAAAGUUUAGUUCCACAUUUUGUAUGUUUAGGGGUUUGCCACCGUAGCUUCUGUGAGAUUCAUAACCAUCAAAGCCCAACAUGGAUUUUCAGUGAAGCAAUAUUGAACAUCUUUACCUUUUUCCAGAUAUCCUUUUAAAAGAGUUCCGAUAUGUAUUUUGAAUAUUCCAAAUGCAGGGCAUUUAGGGAAUUUUUGAUAUACGUAUAUGAAUAAUUUUUUUGUUCACUGCCAUGAUAAAGAUCUGCGAUCUCCGAGCCUGUAUGGACUGUAUUGACGAUCUAAUUAAGCCUCGUUCUUCUCCUAUUCCUUUGUAAGAUGAUUGUUUUGUGCUGUAUUCCUCAAACAUAUUUGAAAGUGUAUUGCUGUCAAUAUUAUUAUUAUUAUUAUUAUUAUUGCUAAGUUGAUUGCUUAGAAACUAAAAUGCAGAUUUCAUAUGGAAACCGAUAGCCUUGAAUCUAUAUGAUUUUUAUGAUUGAAUGAGAAUGUAUAGACAAUCAGAAACUACUAUAUAUAUAUAUAUAUAUAUAUAUAUAUAUAUAUAUAUAUAUAUAUGCGCUAGUGUACAGUAACAAUGUACUUAAAACUCAUCUUUUCCAUACUGUAGGUUUUGUAUCUUGCUCCUUUGAGCUCCACACCAUCCUUAGUUGAAGCUACAGGUUGAAUCAAGAGGUGAGGGUUGCGUGUCAAGCCUUGACGUGCUGUUCCGAAACACGUAUGACAGGCCUGACGUCCCACACCGGCCUGUCACAAGGUCGAAUCAGAUUCGAUGGAAGUCCUAUUUUAUCCACACUCCCCAUGAAUACAUUCGGGACCGUUUCUAUGUAUUUGUGUUUGCACUUUAGAGCUUUUCGUCGCUUUCUUUUUCUUUGAUCUUUUCUAUGAAACGGGACUGAGAAGGCUGUCUGCAUGUCACUGCUGGGCUCCGUCGCAGCCCCACAGUGUGUUCGGGUAGUGCUCGUGUUCAGAGCUGUUCUCUAAAUGUUACAGAAUAGGGAGACAAGAGAUCUGACUGUGUACAGCAGUGUUAUCUCAGGAUAGUGACAAUGCUGUCACUUGACUUUGAAGACUGGAAGAAGAGUUAACCCUCUCGUUUAUUUACGGUCUGAGCUAAAGGAAUGAGUACAGGAUUGAUCCCAGCCCCUUGUACGGUACAUAAACUCGUAUUGUAAUUGACAAACCGUGGCUACCAUGUCAAGUUCUUCGAAUGCUAAAUGCUUGUGAGCUCAAACAAAGACCGUCGAAGGCUGUUAAAUAACCCGAAAUACGGCUGGAAUGUCAAGAAAGCUGUGAAAUAGUUAGAUUUGUCUUGGGUUGCCUGGAAUUUUGGGAGUUUACUGAGGGAAAACAGAAUUGGGUUCAUCCUUUUCAUAAUUUACCGCUCGCUCAUGGUGUCGGUCUUUAGUUUUUCAAAUACCUCAAACACGGAAUCAUUCGCUUUUAUAUUAUUAUUGUUCCAAACACGACCUGUGAGAGCUAACGCUGUGUAUUCUCAUGCUGCCUACUACCUGGCCAGUGUCCCGCAGUGAACUGAAGACGAAAGACUUCCCAAGUGAUCUCGAUCCACCUUCGAGUGAUACCUUGUCUUUCCGAUGGUCCACUGCGCACGGCCGUGUCGCUGAACUUCCUUUUGCUCCGUAUCUUUGGUUUUUAUUUGACUUAAAAGUCAACGCUUUCCUUUUUAAUAUAUUCGAGGAGUCAUUUCUGCGAGCUACUUUUGAACUUUGUCUGUUGGAGACUGCUGUAUGAAGAUAUAACUUGUCAAUGUGACUCUUUUCAUAAUAAAACAUGAGA
Messenger RNA from Osmerus eperlanus (European smelt), 6298 nucleotides. RefSeq names its product lysophosphatidylcholine acyltransferase 1. Bases 222 to 1805 code for a protein of 527 amino acids. The transcript is spliced from 14 exons. Gene Ontology annotation, cellular component: endoplasmic reticulum. The record is from RefSeq and is a predicted model, not a curated record. Lineage: Eukaryota; Metazoa; Chordata; Actinopteri; Osmeriformes; Osmeridae. Gene Ontology annotation, molecular function: lysophosphatidic acid acyltransferase activity; 1-acylglycerophosphocholine O-acyltransferase activity; calcium ion binding.